AUGUCUAUUCUCGGGAGUUUUGUCGAGCCACCUGAGUUUGAAAGCCGUCUGGUAUCUUUCUAUCGAAACAAGACGCCGGACAAUGCAGGACGAUUACUUUCCCACAUCAUGUCGUGGGAUUAUGAAAAAUUGGAGGAUACACACGACUACAUUCAAUGGCUGUUCCCUCUUCCAGAAGAGUCUAUGUUUUCCGGUGCACCUUUAGUUGAUGAGAACGUCUUCAAUGCGUUCCAUGCAUUCAAUUCUUCCCCUGAAUUACAGUGUCAUCUCAAGGACUCUUUGAUUAAAAUGUUGGACUUCUAUGGAUUCAAGUUCGCUAAUCAUUCGGAUGGAAACGAUUUGCCUGUUAUAAUCAAGUCCUCCAAUUUCUAUGAAAGAUGCUCCAACUGGCUUAUCAGGAGAGACCACAACCAUUUGAGAAUCAGCAGAAUCCUUCGCUCUCUUCGCGUUCUGGGCUUAGAAGCAGAAGCUGCCGCAUUCUACAAGGCACUGUCAGACAUUAUUUACAAUGGGCAUUCUCAAGUUGUGAGCUCUCAAUCUGCGGACUUCUGGCGACGCGCUGCUGAGAGACCUCUACACUGGGCACCACAUCUGACUGAGAGUGAAUGUGCCAACGAUAGAAAAUGGAAAAUUGGUCUGAAUUUCCUUAAGGCGUAUGAGAGACUCAAUAUGGCUAGAGAUUUGCAAAAACAACACGACGCAAAGAAGGCACUCGAGGAGCAGAAAGAAGCAGAAUUCCAAGUCACGAAAGUACACAUUGCUGCAGUCACCGCCGAUCGGAAGAGAAAAAUUAGUGGAGAGGUCAAGACUGGUCCGAAAAAGCGAGCCAGUAUUUCUCAGGAAAGCAAAGGUCAAAAUUCCGAAUCUCAACGUUCGGAAAAAGAAGCUGUGGUUGCUGAUGCACGUGAACCCAAACCAGAAUUGCAGCACGUCGUACAAGAUGAAGCUCUACCAAAUGAACCUAAGUCUUUCCAAUCUGAGUUCAUCAAACCUGAGCUUUUUGAACUCGCACUUGUUGGGCCCGGGCUUGCUGAACCCGAGCCUAAGGUUGACCAACCCAAGAUUGAAGAUCCCAGACUCAAGCUUGUUGACUCUGAGGUUAUUGAACCUGAGCUUCUUGCACUCGCCCUUGCUGAACCCGGACUUACUGCACCCGAGCAUGCUGAGUCUAAGGUUGACCAAUGCGAGCUUGGAGAUCCCAGAGCUACCCCUGUUCAAUCUGAGUUUGUUAAACCUGAGCUUUUUGAACUCGCCAUUCAUGGACCCGGGCUUCCUGGACCCAAACUUGACAAACCUGCCGGUGAACGUAUAGAACGAAAGUCCUCGGAACGCGGUGAACAAUCCGCCAUUCACCAAAUUCAACAAUACCAGCUCAUGUCUCCUCGCCAACCUUGA
Messenger RNA from Botrytis porri, 1395 nucleotides. RefSeq lists its product as uncharacterized. The transcript is spliced from 2 exons. Gene Ontology annotation, molecular function: opioid growth factor receptor activity. Lineage: Eukaryota; Fungi; Ascomycota; Leotiomycetes; Helotiales; Sclerotiniaceae. Bases 1 to 1395 code for a protein of 464 amino acids. Gene Ontology annotation, cellular component: membrane. The record is from RefSeq and is a predicted model, not a curated record.